Molecule: messenger RNA, 2487 nt
Organism: Chilo suppressalis (striped riceborer)
Lineage: Eukaryota; Metazoa; Arthropoda; Insecta; Lepidoptera; Crambidae
Source: the annotation of a GenBank genome assembly
GUGUAUAUUCCAAGCACACAGAAGAAAGGACGCGACCGAGCGAGACGCCGCGACUGCCUUCGCAGGUAAACGCGCGCCCGCGCCGCCAGUCUCAGACACGCGCCCCGUGAGCGCCCGCGUCCUACGACCGACAUUCCGCGAUCACCUGCCCAUAAAACAACAACAAUACGAAACAAAACGUUCGGUUUAUGACGAUAAGCACAAACAGAAAAGUCCUUGAAUCAGAACCCUGUGUUUUCUAGUGCAACAGUGAGAACAAAUACAUAAUCACAAUCCAGUUAAUUGCGCGAAUGCCACGGUCUACAACCUACGCAGCCGGCGUCCCCCACCUCCGUUCAUUCAAGGACCAAUCGUUGAACUCAUGCUGCUGCCGCUUUCGUGCUGUAGUCGUAAUUCACUGUUGUUUUGGAAAUAAACUUUUGACCACCGCAGCAAUGAAGACGUUGAGCUGACGGCCGCAUGUAAAUCUGUCUCAACGACAAUGUCAAUCAAUCAGAACGUGGGCCAAUUCAAUAAGCAAAAACAACAACUAGGUAAACAGGGCUCGACGGAACCGGUCAACUUUCCUCCACGGUAUCAUCCGCCUCCGCCGGCCAACGGUGGCCCCAAACUAAACACUGUGGAUCUGGCUGUCAAAGAGUUUAAACCUCCAUACGCAACAAAAAGUAUUGAUCCCAAUAAGUUAUCGUAUCCUUACGGGGUCGGGGGACACGGAAUUGGACCCGGCCCAUAUCCCAGUGGUUCUGUACCAUUCGUAAAAUAUCCUCAAGGAUAUCCACAAGGAUACCCACUCCCUCCAGGUGCUUUGCGUUUAAUCCGACCACCAGCAGAAGUGAUAACAAAAGCUAUUGUGCACGAAUCAGAACCAACAACUAGAGCACGUAGUGCGGACGAUACACAGAGAGCUCAAAGGAACAUCGAAGAGGAACAGAUUCAUCGACGAUCAGCCGAUAUGUUAAAAUUUACGAAACGAGUUGAACCUGAUGGCCCUCGAGCUUCGACGGAUCAAAGGAGGCAAAUACAAACACUUUUAGAUGAAAUAAAAGCAUUGAAAGAAGCCAACCGUCGAUUGAGUGAUGACAAUCAGGAACUUCGUGAUUUAUGUUGCUUUUUGGAUGAUGAUAGACAGAAAGGUCGGAAGUUAGCUCGCGAAUGGCAAAGGUUCGGUAGAUAUACAGCAUCUGUGAUGCGUCAAGAAGUAUCAGCAUAUCAAAACAAACUACGGGAAUUAGAUGACAAACAACAGGAGCUUAUUCGCGACAACUUGGAAUUAAAGGAGUUGUGUUUAUACCUCGAUGAAGAACGGGAAAGAACAACUUGUACAAACUGCGGCAGAACGUCAGGUAGAGAACGAGAUGAUGGAGAUGGUAGCAGCAGCGGCACGAAUGUGGAAGAAGGUCCCAGAGCAGCACCCAAUGUGACCAUCACUCACCCACAACUCGCAGAGAGGACGGUGCAGUACGUUCGAGAUUUGGAACAAAAAGUGCGCCGACUGGAAGCUGAAAAAGGCUUAGGUGGGGGCAUUAAUGAAAGACCGGAGGCAGUUGUCCGGGCUCUACAGGUACUAGAAGUACGAGAACGAGUUGAAAGGGAAAGGCGACGGCCCGCACCUGACAUGGAUUCAGGAGAGCAAGCUUUAGUACGCGAAAUGUGCAAUGUAGUGUGGGGUAAACUUGAGGACGCCCCUCCGCAGGCACCUCCCCGUUGAGUGAUAUUAUAUUCCUACUAUAAACCACAUUGUCAGUGAUGAAUUACAAAACCACAGUCUUAGUGAAAAGUGUAGACUGUAAAUAGUAUGUUGUUGGAAUGCCACUCGAUCGAGGCCACGGCAUCGAGUCUCGUGACCCAAAGAAAAGAAUUAAGUGCUUGACCUUGUUUAUCAAUCGAACAUAACAGAACUUUGGCUGCUUACUUAGUAGUAAAUGAAUGAAAAGCCCAUUAUAGUGGGACGCCAUCUUGCCAUUGAUUAACAAGCAAAAAGUUUAAUAAAAUUAUUUUUAUAGAAAAUCAAAGUACAAAAUAGGAAUUUAUGUAAUGUAGACUUUGCAAAACGUAACGAUACGUUUAUGUUUCAUAUAUUUUAAUGUAAAUGAGUUAAACGUUUCGGUCAGAUUACUUGAUACCUACUCGAAGCAUGUUUCAAUAAAAAAUCUGCAUCUAUUGAUAUUUCUGUCGUCUCCUAUAGGUAUAAAAAGAGUUUUAUUUUCGAUAUGACUUUAUCAGUUAAUACGAGGCUAUGUGUUACAAAUUUGGUAUUGUUUGCGAUUACUUUUGCUAUUUCAAUCACAUUUUUUCUGUUUUAGAACUUUAUCAACGCUUCAAUCUAACUCUAAUUCCCAUAAUUUCUAGUCAGUGUGUAUCUUCAUAACUUGCCUGUUAAUUUUAUAAUGUCUGAGCCAUUCUUGCUUUGUGUUUGCUUCAUUUGCGUUUUUAAUUAGUGUAGAAUUAGUUUUUAGUAAUUUAUUACAAAUUAUUUGUGAGAAAUAA